AGAUUUUGAUUUGGUAACAUUUCAGACAUUUUAACUAAAUAAUUCCCAUGCUUUUGGCUUUCUACAACAUCAAAUGUAUUUUUUCAAGUAUAUUUAAAUUUAAAUUCAAUUUAAAGAUGAGAAAUUAAACGGAAAUAUCGUUAAAACUGGGUGAAAAAGUCUAGAAAGGUCUAGAAGUGGGGAGGCCAUUCUAGGCCUUUGAACAAUCGAUUACAGCUCAGCUAUAUAAAUUCAGCCGGCUCGUCCCCACCAUCAUUUGUUCUUGUAACGGACAACCGAACACGUUUUUUAGUCAACAAUUCGACUUUACAAACAACUUGAAUAUAAGCUAAAAAAAUGUCGUUGCUGCCGGUUUUGUUGAACGAGCUGCUUGAUGAUUACCGCAGGCCUGUUUACGACUUAAGCGAUCAGCAUUUCGGUCUCGGUCUUUUGGACGAUGACCUGAGACCUACCAGGCUGCUUAAGACUCCACUGAGAUGCGGCUACGUCCGACCAUGGAGGAACCUUUCUGCAGGGGAUUCCGGACUCUCGUCCAUCGUCUCGAACAAGGACGAGUUUAAAGUCAACUUAGACGUGCAGCAGUUCAAGCCGGAAGAGCUUAAAGUAAAAGUCGAGAAUGACAUGAUUGUCGUCGAUGCGAAGCACGAGGAAAGGUCGGACGAGCACGGCUUCAUAUCGAGACAGUUUACGAGGAAAUACAAGAUCCCGAAGGAUGUAGACCUUAACGGUCUUAAAUCGAAUCUUUCUUCUGAUGGUGUUCUCACACUCCAAGCUCCUAAGCUGGUUACGAAGGAAAGCAUGGGCCGUGAGAUUCCCAUAAUCCACACCAAUGCCCCAGCAGUGAAACAAAACAAAGAAAAAGCUCCUGAAAAAGAGAAACCUUCAUCAUAAAACUAAUGAGAAUUUUCAGACUGUUCCUUUUUAUAAGUUUGUAAAAAAAAGUGUUCUCGAUAUUGUAAUGUACCUAUUGGUUUAGUAUUAGUAUUAUCUUACUACUAAAUAACACGACUGUCUUGUCUUCUUGUCUAUCGUAAUUAUAUUUAAUGUAAAUUUUGA
This is a messenger RNA of Cimex lectularius (bed bug), 1056 nucleotides long. Its product is annotated as alpha-crystallin B chain-like. The record is from RefSeq and is a predicted model, not a curated record. Gene Ontology annotation, molecular function: protein folding chaperone. Bases 337 to 891 code for a protein of 184 amino acids. The transcript has 3 exons. NCBI's taxonomy places the organism in Eukaryota, Metazoa, Arthropoda, Insecta, Hemiptera, Cimicidae. Gene Ontology annotation, biological process: protein refolding; response to heat.